UCCUAAAUGGAGUAAUUAAGGAAAAAACACUCCUGCCUUUCUCGACUGGUCUAAAUUAUUCCAAAUUUAAUCAGUGAUAAGGAGGUAAUUAAGCGUAGGUUAUAUGGAAACCACUGCCAACCACAACUCAGUGCGAUGAGGUCAGUUAUAAGGAAAAUACGUCGGUUGCUCUUCGCCUGGCAGCGGCUAGUCCCCGCCAGAUUCCGGUGGUACAAAGUUCACAGCCAGUUGGUGCUAAUAUGUCUAACUGGGAUCAUAUUUUUAAAUACGCUGUUUGGAGUAUACCUAGGUCGUUUUGAUUUUCGACGAAGGAAGUUCGUGUUCUCGAAACUAGUUACAGCCUACUCUUUUGUAAUGGCCACGAUCUUCGUGGCGUAUUAUAUUUGGCACGUAUACGAGGAGAUGUCAACCGGACAGCUCAGCAGGAGUCAUACCAUAGAGAUAUAUUGCUAUAUGAACGUAUGCGUGUGUCUAAUUAACUAUGUGACUCAGUGGGAGAAAACUAGCCAGAUUAUUGGUUUUCAAAACAGCGUUCCUCUAUUUGAAAUCCUCAACUCCAUGGACGUUUCGUUGAAGGUGGUCACCAAGUCAUUCACAUACAGCAUAAUUAAGACUAUUGCCUGUCCACUGAUAGAGUACGUAGCUCUAAGCCUCUAUCAGAGAAGGGCCCACCCGGAACUCAAUUGGACAAGCUUUGCAACUGCAAGGACGAUGCUACCCGUGCUGGUGGCUAAUCAGAUAAACAAUUGCUUCUUCGGUGGCCUGGUAAUUGCGGAUCUGGUUGUACAUGCCAUUAACCGAAAGCUAGAAGACCUUGUCAAGGAAGCAAAUAUGCUGCAGACACCCGUGCAAAUGGGUUUGCAUAAACCAUAUUACAGGAUGCGACGCUUUUGUGAACUGGCGGACGGAUUGGAUGAGAUGGUCGAAAAAUACUACUAUUGCGCCAUUCUUUCCAAAGGAUAUCUACGCUUUACGGACUGGUCAAUGGUUCUUUCCAUGCUGAUGAACCUGAUUGGAAUCACACUGGGCUUUUACAAUCAGUAUAUGGCUAUUGCCGACCAUUACAUUAAUGAGGAGCCCUUUGAUUUUUAUCUGUCCAUAGUCCUUCUGGUCUUUUUGUCAGUCCCCUUCAUGGAACUAGUAAUGGUGGCGCGUAUCAGCAAUCAAACGUUACGAGAGACUCGAAAAACCGGCGACCUCUUACAACAAAUUGACCUCCAAAACGCAGAUGUGCGUUUCAAGCAAGUUGUCCAUUCAUUUUGGCUACAUGUUUCCACGAUUAAUUACAAACUAGUGCCACUGGGUCUCCUGGAACUUAACACCAAUUUGGUAAAUUCGGUUUUUUCAUCUGUCACUGGAUUUCUUUUAAUUCUGAUUCAAAGUGAUUUGACGUUAAGAUUUUCAUUGAAAUAA
Drosophila ananassae is the source of this 1413-nucleotide messenger RNA. It is a transcript of the gene Gr97a, whose product is annotated as putative gustatory receptor 97a. Gene Ontology annotation, cellular component: membrane. Gene Ontology annotation, biological process: sensory perception of taste. The coding region runs from base 136 to 1413 and encodes 425 amino acids. Lineage: Eukaryota; Metazoa; Arthropoda; Insecta; Diptera; Drosophilidae. The record is from RefSeq and is a predicted model, not a curated record. The transcript has 2 exons.